Molecule: messenger RNA, 807 nt
Organism: Microsporum canis CBS 113480
Lineage: Eukaryota; Fungi; Ascomycota; Eurotiomycetes; Onygenales; Arthrodermataceae
Product: haloacid dehalogenase
Exons: 1
Coding region: 1-807 (268 amino acids)
Source: RefSeq, a predicted model, not a curated record
AUGGACUCUAGUCGGCCCCUGAGCUCAUUCCGCCUUCUAUCCUUUGAUAUCUAUGGCACCUUGAUCGACUGGGAAACCGGGAUCCAGGAGGCCCUCAAGCCAUUAAGCCAGAGACUAGAUGACGCAAACCCGCUAAAGGCCGACCCGAAAAAGCUGGGAGAUGCAUACAGCAGACAUGAGCGAGCUGUUCAAGUGAAAAAUCCGGGGUUAGCGUACAGCCUUGUUCUCAAGUCGGCAUACGAGAGCCUGGCAAGGGAGCUGCGGUCUCUGCCAGCAUCAGAACAGCUCCUCGACGAAGAGGCAACAGGGUUCGGCAACAGCGUCGGCCGCUGGCCCGCAUUCCCUGACACGGUGGCCGCCAUGCGCCGGCUGAAGCAGAAGGGGUACAAGCUCGUUCCCCUGUCGAACGUGGACGGAGAGUCCUUCUCCAGGACGCUGGCAGGGCCGCUGGCGGGGAUGCGAGAGGGGCUGAGAGAAGACGAGCCCUUCUUCGACGCCGUUUACACCGCACAGGACAUUGGCUCGUACAAGCCAGACCUGCGCAACUUUGAGUAUCUGGUUUCACACGUCAGGUCUGGGUUUGGCGUCGAAGCAUCGGACAUCCUUCACGUCGCGCAGAGUCUGCACCACGACCAUGUACCGGCGAAGGAGAUGGGCCUCAACAGCGUCUGGAUAGCGAGGGGAGGAGGGUCGAGCAGCAUGGGGACCGACGUCACUGAGUAUCUUCACCGGGACAAGGUCGCCUUUGGAUGGCGGUUCAGCGACCUGGGCGGGCUGGCGGACGCUGUCGACUCUUUGCCGGUGUAG